GGCCUCGGAUGUGACAGGCAUGACAAUGUCCUGCCUGCGAAGGCACCUCCGCCUCCCUGGCAAGAUCCUGAGCCAACGGAUUGGGAUUCGUAUGACAGUCGGAACGAGUUCGAGGUCGCCGAAUUCCUGUACAAGAGAUGUCAGAUGCCACAGGCUCGGAUCAAUCAGCUCAUGGAUCUUUGGGGGGCAUCUCUGCUCAAACACGAUGACAGCCCACCCUUUGCUGACAAGACUGACCUCGAGAACGUCAUCGACGCAACAACUGUCGGUGGCAUCCCAUGGGAGUCAUUUUCGGUCAACUAUUCGGGAGCCUUGCCCGACGCCGGCAACAUUCCCUCAUGGAUGACUGCGGAGCACGAGGUGUGGUAUAAAUCACCACGUCUUAUUGCUCACCAUAUCAUCGGAAAUACAGACAUUGCAGACGAGAUCGACACGGUCCCCUACCGCGAGUUUGUGCAUGUUGAUGGUGAGCAAAACCCACGGCGCCGUUUUGGGAACUUCAUGUCCGCAAAUUGGCCUUGGGAACAAGCAGACAUCAUAGCUGAAGACGAGAAGAUGCAUGGCACGAUGUUUGCGCCCGUAAUCGUCGGCAGUGACAAGACCACCGUCUCAGUCGCGACAGGUCAGAAUGAGUUUUACCCUCUCUAUAUGUCACUCGGGAACGUCCAUAACAACGUCCGACGCGCCCACCGAGACGCCUUGGUUCUGAUUGGCUUCUUGUCCAUACCAAAGUCAAACCGAGCACACAAGAAGACAAAACAAUUCCUGAAGUUUCGACAACAACUGUUCCAUUCAAGUCUCUCGGCGAUCUUCGACUGCCUACGGCCAUAUAUGGCAGAGCAAUACGACCUUGUCCGUUGUGGCGACGGGUUUUUCCGACGGGUUGUGUACGGUCUCGGUCCAUACAUUGCUGACUAUCCAGAACAAGUACUGGCAGCAUGUAUUGUACAGGGCUGGUGUUCUUUUUGCGACGCCCACCGUUCACAUCUCGGUCCAGGCGCUGAUCGGCGAACUCAGGCAAUCACUGAAGCCCUAAUCGACGCGUUAGACCCACGGAUCCUUUGGGAUGAAUAUGGAAUUGUUCAUGACAUUAUCCCCUUCACGAACGACUUCCCACGUGCGGACAUACAUGAACUACUAUCGGGAGAUCUCCUGCAUCAAGUCAUCAAGGGCUCGUUUAAAGAUCAUCUCGUGACAUGGGUCGGUGAGUAUCUGACUCUACAACAUGGCGAGCCACGUGCGAAGGAGCUCCUUGACGAGAUAGAUCGACGAAUCGCAGCGACGCCUUACUUCCCAGGGCUGCGACGAUUCCACGAGGGGCGCGAAUUCAAACAAUGGACCGGGGAUGAUUCUAAGGCCCUCAUGAAGGUCUACCUCCCAGCUAUCUAUGGUAUUGUACCCGAUGACAUGGUUCGCGCCAUCGGCGCUUUCAUGGAAGUGUGUUACCUCCUUCGACGAUCAAUCCUGGAUGAUACGGAUCUCGUCGCAAUUGAGACUGCGCUCGAGAGAUUCCGGCACUAUCGUCAGAUCUUCCAGGACUCUGGCGUCCGGCCUACAGGGUUUUCACUUCCUCGGAUGCACGCCCUCGAUCACUAUGUACGACACAUACAACAAUUCGGAGCACCCAAUGGCCUAUGCUCAUCCAUGACCGAGGCGAAGCACAUCAAGGCCGUGAAAGAACCGUGGCGCCGAUCAAACCGUCAUCGACCGCUCGGGCAGAUGCUGAUGACCAACCAGCGCCUGGACAAGCUCGCUGCAUCCCGCAGAGAGUUUGAGCGUCGCGGAAUGCUUGAUGGCGACUCACUAGAUGACGGACGCGGAGACAACGGAGACGGAGACAACGAGGAAGACGGUGCAGUCGAUGGGCCGAAGAUACACGGCUCUGUAUCACUUGCGCGCUGUCCAGUUCGCGGCUUACCGAAUACUCUUGAAGCCCUCAGCAAUAGCAUUAAACACCCUGCGUUGCCAUCAUUGUUGCGCCGAUUUCUGUACGAUCAGCAGAAUCCUGACUCCGAAACACCGGGGGAUGAUGUUCCGCUUCAAGAGUGCCCUGUCGUCAACAGCCGGUCAAGAGUGCGUGUGUACCCAUCAGCCGUGGCAACAUUCUACGCACCGAGCGACAUCUCUGGAGUCGGCGGCAUGCGGCACGAGCGUAUCCGUGCUGUGCCAAGCUGGUACAAUGGCCCAGGUCGAUAUGACUGUGUCUUCGUCGGCACGGAUCCUGCCCAGCAAGGGAUGCGAAGCAUGCAUGCUGCUCGUGUACGGCUCCUCCUCUCCUUCCAACAUGAUGGUACGACCUACCCAUGUGCCGUCAUCGAGUGGUUCACGGCUCCCGACGCUGAGCCAGACAACUGUACAGGUAUGUGGGUCGUUGAACCUGAUCUUAAUGCCAACCUCUCUCGCCAUACGUCCGUUGUACACUUGGAUUCAAUUCUCCGGCUUGCACAUCUCAUACCCGUGUACGGCGACGACUUCCUUCCCUACAAUUUCGAUGCUGCGUAUUCUCUAGAUGCCUUCCGAUCUUACUUUAUCAACAAGUUUGCUGAUCACAAUGCUCACGAGAUAGCAUACUAG
Fomitopsis serialis is the source of this 2574-nucleotide messenger RNA. RefSeq lists its product as uncharacterized. NCBI's taxonomy places the organism in Eukaryota, Fungi, Basidiomycota, Agaricomycetes, Polyporales, Fomitopsidaceae. The record is from RefSeq and is a predicted model, not a curated record. The annotation marks the transcript as partial. The transcript is spliced from 9 exons.